Messenger RNA from Solea solea (common sole), 3812 nucleotides. RefSeq names its product abhydrolase domain containing 8a (gene abhd8a). Gene Ontology annotation, molecular function: catalytic activity. The transcript has 5 exons. Lineage: Eukaryota; Metazoa; Chordata; Actinopteri; Pleuronectiformes; Soleidae. The record is from RefSeq and is a predicted model, not a curated record. Bases 453 to 1859 code for a protein of 468 amino acids.
CAGGGAAAUCAGCCUCUGCCAUUGGCCUCCUCUCAACAUAGCGGUCCAUUUAUUCGCUCUUCCCACUGCCACUCAUCAGCAGCGAACAUACCCGAGUAUACUGCUGUGUCUGCUGCGGAUACAAGGGCAGCAGCACAGGGUAGGGCCCGGCCUGGAUGUGCAGUGGAUACACAGAGAUCAACAUCCCCGUAUUUUGAGUCGUAAUGGGUGUCCUAUGGAGAUGCAUAUGGCAUAUUUUGUGGAUGCACGCGUUUUCACCCACGCCAGCCCCUUUGUACUCUGUGAUCGCUGUCUGAUGAGACCAGUACGAGGCUGUGACUGUUUUGCAGCAUCUUCAGCAUAAACAAAUUGUUGCGCCAAAUGCAUCGUUUCUCUCAUCUCAGCCCUUGACUGAACCUGCCGGCGCAGAUUUCUAAUCACAAUAAUUAUCAGCAUAUCUGCAGGGGAGCGCCAUGCUGACCAGCAUCAUUGAAGGGAUACUCUGCUGCCUGACUGGUAAGGCUGCCAGGCUGGUUUUGCCCCUGGAGUCAUCAGAACCCUCUGAUGGGUUUGAGUUUGUGGAGGUGAAACCUGGGAGAGUCCUGCGAGUGCGGCACAUCGUCCCUGAGCGUCAGACCAUAGUGACAGAAGAGCAAUAUCCAGGCAAAGAGAAGACGGUUUGCAAUAACACUGAUGACGGCUCUCCUGAGAUUAAUGAGCACAAUACUGGCAGCAGUGUCCACUGCAAGAGGAAGAUCACAGUCUUUCGCGACGGCCAAAUGGUGAUUAAGAAUCUUGGUGAUGUUUUGCACUCUGAGAUCCUGCAGUGUCAGGACGGGGAUUUGGAGCCCAGAAGCACUGUGGAGGUGGAGCUGGCUGACUAUAAAGAAACGGCUACUUCUCCAGACCCCAGCCAUGUUCCUCCACCUCCUGGGGAACAGAAACCUGCUCCACCUCCUCGUCGUCAUUGUCGCAAGCCCAAGCGCACAGUGUUUAUCAACUCAAAGAGGGUGAUCUCGAGCUGCAAAGGGAUGGACACAGACGUUGCGCUGUUCUUUGUGCACGGCGUGGGAGGCUCUCUGGAUAUUUGGGGCUCUCAGCUGGACUUCUUCUCUCGGCUGGGCUAUGAGGUCAUUGCGCCAGAUCUGGCAGGGCAUGGAGCCAGCACUGCCCCACAGAUUGCAGCAGCUUAUACAUUCUAUGCCCUGGCAGAGGAUCUACGUGCCAUCUUUAAGAGAUAUGCCCGCAAACGCAACAUUCUCAUUGGCCACUCAUAUGGGGUGUCAUUUUGCACCUUCCUGGCCCAUGAAUAUCCUGAUUUAGUCCAUAAGGUGGUGAUGAUCAAUGGAGGGGCACCCACAGCUCUGGAGCCCAGCCUCUGCUCCAUUUUCCAGCUGCCAUCUUGUGUCCUUCACUGUCUGUCCCCCUGUCUGGCAUGGAGCUUUCUCAAAGCAGGGUUUGCCCGUCAAGGCACCAAAGAAAAGCAACUGCUGAAGCAGGGCAAUGCCUUCAACGUGUCUCCAUUUGUCCUGCGAGCCAUGAUGAGUGGCCAGUACUGGCCUGAAGGGGAUGAGGUCUACCAUGCUGAACUCACUGUUCCCAUCCUUUUAGUUCAUGGCAUGUGUGACAAGUUUGUGUCCAUGGAUGAGGACCAGCGUAUGGCAGAGAUCCUCAUGUUCGCAUUCCUAAAAGUUAUCGAGGAAGGCAGUCACAUGGUCAUGAUGGAGUGUCCCGACACUGUCAACACCCUGCUCCAUGAGUUCUUCCUAUGGGAGCCUGACAUGUCCAAGAAAGAAAGCAACAAGAAAGACACAGAGAAGACAGUUGCUAUCAGUGACACUCUCAACACAAUGAAAAUCAAAAAGUCUAUGGAUAAAUAACCAACAAGGAGACUAGUUUUAACACUGAACCAAACAGAAGGCCUUUUUUGGCGGUUGGCAUGUGUUCUUAAGGCUGCUCCCAGGCUGACAGCUGUUAUAUGCAGGGCCACAUCUUAAGGAUGUGGGCGGCCACUGGUGCUGAAAGAUAAAGCCAGACCUAGGGCAGGGUGCAAACUACAGAACGAUGGAACAAAUAUGCAGUGGGUUUCUGCUUUGUUUUUUGAUACAAGUCUGUGCUCCAUCAUGUUAUGUUUGCAAAGAUACCUAAUGUGAUAUGUGUAUGAAAUGUUUCUGAUGAAGAACUAACUACUACAAGAUAGAAAAGGGAUAAUAUCCAAUAAUUCCCUUGACCUUCUCUGAGAUAUUUUGUGAAGUACUACGACCCUCCAGUAUGCCUUUAUGAAAAAAAUAAUCACCUUCACUUUGGGCCAUUCUCUGCUUUCAGUGAGAACCUGGAAAAGAAAUAUGUACUGGAUAGAGGAAUUACAGAUGUCAUAAUGAUGACCUAGAAAGGAUAAUAAUAAUGGUUUAUUAAGGAAAUGGGUGAAAGCAGGGAUGUGCUGAUGUACAUGCAAAAUUUAAUCAACAAUUGCAUAAAAUGCAAACAUGAAUUACAUUUUUCUUGAAAAACAAAAAAACACCAAAAAAAAUCACACUUCACCCGCAUACCUAUUUAUGACGUUUAUAUUGUGCAGUCUGUACCAUCUGAAACAUGAUCACUCACAAUCACAGAUAUUGGUUUAUUUAUUUCCAAAUUACAAUGUAAUUAUUUUCAUAGAAUGGACCCCUAAUUUCAAACAUCUUUCCAAAAAGUGUGACUAUGUUAAGCACAAUGUAAUCAAUCACAUAAAUUCUAGUUGCAUGAUAAUGAAUUGAUAUUCAACAAGGGAUUUGUAUAAAAUGGUUGCAAAAGCAGAUGUUACAAACACUACAUAAUAUCCAAAGGAUACAAGGUACUGAGGCCCUGCACGAGUUCAGAAAAUGAGUGUAAGGGUUGAUUCAGAUACUUUAAGUAUACUGUCAUAUUGAAAAACUACUAGUGCACUCCUCACUUAUCAAUUAAGUGUUCUUCUAAAAAGUAUUAUUUUUGCCUUUAUUCUGAAACAGCAACUGCCAUAACAACUGUGGUUAUAAUGACCGCUUUAAGCUGUUGUGUCUCAUAGCUGAUAAAUACAAACAAAUGUGUGUGCUCCCCUUUUCCGCUCCAGUCCACCCUAUUUAUCGAAUAGUGUUAGACUGAAAGAAUGAGCUUAAUAUUAUGCUCAAUGAAAGACAUUCAUUCGUGGGUGUUGCUUUGUCUCAUAGUGGGACAGUAAGGUGCAAAUAAAAGCACAGUCUAUGCUCCCUGGCAGUGCUUCUCUAAUGACUUAAUAGUUCAUACUGUUUUUAAUAGCAGAAUGUGUCAAUUAAUGAAUUUGAAACUGGGUUUCUAGGGAAUUAAAUGAAUCGGACACAGGAAAGAGUCAUCUUAAAAAGAGGGACUCGAUCCUGGCUGUUAUAUAUGCAUUUUGACAGAAGGCUGAUGCAACAUGAGUGGAAUUAUGCAAAUGGGACAAAUGGAGAGAAACUGAAAUGAAAUGAUGAAAUUAGAUAAACUGACCUGGAACUGACGGCUCCAAAAAUUAUAUAUUCUCUAUGGACUUUCCAAAAACCAAGUGCUGCUGAUGCAACAUACUGUAUGCUUCCUUUGGUGUAAUAGGUCAGUAAAACUCUAUGGGCUACAGGGUGCAUAUUUAUGUCCUCUUGCAUAUACAAAUUGUCAGUGCUCAUGUGUUUUAUCUUUUUCUCGUUGACAAAAUGUGCUAAUGUUAUUCUUGCAUUUGUUCAUGGGAAUCAUAUUAUAUGCACUACCUAAGUAUAGAUGCACAUAACAUCAUAUAUCCUAUGAAGACAGUUGGAUUCAGUGUAUGAAUGUGCCUUUCCUGGCAUGAAAUAAAAAAGAUGUUCACAGUC